Messenger RNA from Daphnia magna, 2269 nucleotides. Its product is annotated as segmentation protein Runt. Gene Ontology annotation, biological process: regulation of DNA-templated transcription. Gene Ontology annotation, molecular function: RNA polymerase II cis-regulatory region sequence-specific DNA binding; DNA-binding transcription factor activity, RNA polymerase II-specific; ATP binding. Gene Ontology annotation, cellular component: nucleus. The record is from RefSeq and is a predicted model, not a curated record. NCBI's taxonomy places the organism in Eukaryota, Metazoa, Arthropoda, Branchiopoda, Diplostraca, Daphniidae.
GGCAGCAGAUAAGUAAAGGCCUCCUUCUUACACGCCAGUCCACCGUCAUACACUGGCAACGACAGUUGCCAUUGUUUUUGAUUCCCUGCACAACGUGACAGACUAGACAUUUGAAUAGUUCACGCGGUUAUUCCGGCUGUUGCUAAUGAUCAGUGUCCGACGGGAACAACCGAGGUCCGUUCCCCGAAAGAAACACAUCAGACAAAAGUUCAUCGAUUGAGACAAGUGGGAGAGUGCAUCAACCAACUGUACGUCGUCCGGACUGUAAACUUUUCUAAACCAGUGAAACCAUCCUGAUUCAAGAAAACCAUUGCUUAGUGAAGAAGCCGACCUAUGAAAAGUGCUGUUCGUCAAUUAUUCGUAGACUUUGCGUGAUAAUUGCGGUUGAAAGACGGGCGAUGUCUCGCGGAGAAAACAUCAUCAUUUCACCUACAACGUCCAUCGCCAAAGAUUAGAAAUUCAAUCUUCCACCACCUCGAGGAUCUCAACGUGGGAUGAUUUGAUCAGUGGACUCGAAUCGAAGACACAUCGGAAGAAAGGCCGAGCAAUAACAUCAGCCGGAACUAUUUUGCUGAUUGUUGAGUAUUCAUAAUUGUAUUGACUAUACCCAAAUUCGGGGAUGACGUCUUUGACUAGUGUCAGUGGUGCUAAUCGGCCGGCGUCAUCCAGCUCAGCCGCCUGCGGGCCUUCGUCAGCCAUUCCAUCUUCGCAGAGCAUGAGUUUGCCCGGAAUCGGCGGUGAGCUGGUACGUACCGGAAGCCCGUGCGUUUUGUGCUCCUCGCUGCCCACCCAUUGGCGGUCCAAUAAGACUCUUCCGGCGGCUUUUCGCGUUGUCUGCCUUGGAAGUAUCGAUGACGGUACGUUGGUCACAGUCAGGGCCGGCAACGACGAAAACUGGUGCGCCGAGCUUCGAAAUGGUACGGCCGUCAUGAAAAAUCACGUCGCCAAAUUUAAUGAUCUCCGCUUCAUCGGCAGAUCAGGAAGAGGAAAGAGUUUCACACUUACGAUCACAGUCAACUCGUCUCCGCCGCAGGUCGCUACCUACACCAAAGCCAUUAAAGUGACCGUUGAUGGGCCGCGGGAACCUAGAAGUAAAACACCAGGUCAUUCUCCUUUCAUACCGUUGAGUCUGGCUUCGCGUUUCAUUGGCAACACCUUCGAUUCCCUCAACCUCAAAAUAAGCCAACCUGGAGGCUGUAGAGGUUUCGGUCCGCCAAUCGACUUCAAUUUGAGUAGCUCAGCAUGGGGAGCCUAUCGCGCGUUGGGGCAAACAAAUCUUCCAAUGAACUGGGGUUCUUUGACCAGCGUCAACGUAAACCCACUCCUUCAUCCGUCAGUUUGGGACUCUCUCAGUUCUCAUCGCCCUAUAGGUCCAGGUCACGGCGAGUCCAGUGUGGGAGGAGCGAACGGAUUACGGGCCAACGAGAUGAACCGUCGCGCAAUUUCUCUCGAAUCCAAAGCAGUUAGUGCAGAUGGAACUCAGCGGAACGUCUGCACAGAUACGACGGCAACGGCGACAGUGUCCUCCUCGGUGUCGUCCAUCCCGCCAUCAAUCGUUUCCAACCUGCCGCAUCACAACGCUCAAUUCCUGCUGGCCAAUCCGUGGCUGCACACGUCGCUACUCUACUCUCAGCUGUACAGCCAACGAGUUCAUCCGCAGUCACAAUCGGUUUUGAGCGUCGACCCUGAUUCGGAUCAAGCAGAUCACCCCGAUCAUGUCGUGACCUGUAAGUUUCCCCACCGUUCGCCGCCCGCCACUCCCAAAAGCAACAUUUCAUCGCCCGCCUCUUCAACAACAAAAGACACCCGGGAGAAGGAGGUCGAUAACAAACGCUCUGAAGUCUGGCGUCCCUAUUGAUUCCGAGAAACUCGGACAGGAAAUAUAUAUAAAUAUGAAAAAUAAAGAAGAAAAAAAAAAAAAAAGAAGCCUAAGCAAAGAAAGAUGGAGAAAAAGAAAGAAAACAAUGUAUCACUGGAAAAUUAUAGACAAAUGUGGCAGAUGCAUGAUGCCCAUCCGUUAAUGUUAUAUUCGUAAAGAUAUUGUGUUCUUGUUCGUUUUAUUAUUAUUUUUUUCUUGUAAUUCCAUCUAGUUGUUUCAUAGUCAACAUCUGCUUCCUAGAUCUUAAAAAAAAAAAAAGAAAAACGAUUCAUUUUGAAUUUUACGGUUUUUCAGAUUAUUUCAUUCCUCCCAAGCUCACCUUUCUUCCCACUGUUUGACCGAUGAAAAUAUAACAAAUGAGGGAAAUAAAAAAAAAGACGUUAACAUUCA